AAUAACUAUCAAUAUCUAUGUUUUCAUUCUCCCGCCCUCUCUCUGUAUCUAUCUACUCCUCAAUCUGCGUCCACUCCACCUUUCUUCUUUUUCCCUUUCAUUAUCUCUCGUUCUGUCUGUCCGUCUCUCCUUUUCUUUUUCAUUCACUUAUCCUUCUCUCUUUACGUCAGCUCUUUUUUCUUCGCCUUUUAUCAGAAUCACACACACACACACACACAAUUACAUACAUACACGUCUACACUCAACACACGCAUACACCCAGUUACGCGCACAUAUCUAGAUUUAAUCAUACACGAGUUUAUCUACACCCAAUCACUCACGUACAUUCACAUAUACACGCACACACCCAUAUACUCAAAUCCUCUCCUACAUGCAGACAGACACACGCAUACAUUUCUGCAUUCAAUGAUAACACGCGCACACAUACAUUUACACCCAAUUCCCCACAGACAGACAGACAGACAGACACGGGCACACAUACAGACACACAUGCACAUUUUCUACAUUGCACCAUUUAGCUGCAGUGGCAAAGAUGACUGACGAAAGACCAGUGCUGCACAGUCGUGUAGUAUGUCUUUUAAUAGUGAGUAUUUUCUCAGCAGCCUUCAGCGCUGAAGUUUUUCGGAUACUGGAAGACAAUGUAACCGACGUAACCAGCUACACGACGACUACCACCACAAACAACAUCAUUGUUAUCAACAACAACAACAACAACAACAACAACAGUAGUAGCACCCCCACCACUAUCAUCAAGAACAAAAACAAAAGAUGUAACAGUACAACAAGCAAGAGAACUACCACUAACACAGACAGUAGCAUUAACAACAAAAAGGACAUAAGUAGCACCUCUGAAUACAAAAACGUAGAGUUCAUUGUCGUCCGAGAUGAGAGCGAUGACAAUGGUGCAGAAAAGGAGAUAAUUAUAAAAGCUGAUAGCAGUGGUGAAACUGGUGAUGGUGGCUCUGAUGCUGGUGAUGGUGAUAAUGUUGGUGGUCAUCAUUGGCAGAACGGCAUCAGUGGUACCAACAGUAAAAGUGGUUAUAUCAUUGUUACGUAUGAUUACGGGAACAGUAACGCCAACAACAGAAGCGGUAGCUUCAAAGAUAACAAAGGUAGUUCUAGCGGGAAACAUAGCACAAGGGACCACGGCGAUAGAAACAACAGCAACAACAACGACAGCAACAAUAUAAAUGGUGAAAGCAAUAAAAGAAACAUCAACAGUAACAACAACAACAAUCACAAAAACAUCAUUAUCAGUGAUGACAGUAGGAAUGAGAGCAAAAAUAUUAACCACAACAGCAACGAACCUAAUAGCAAAAGAAGGAAACACAAAAGCCCCAAGAACAAUGAUAUCAAGAAAACAAAGAAAAAAGUCAUUAAUAGCUUGGAUGAAAUUGUCAGUGUCAACAAAAGAAAUAAUAACAACGGGAACAAUAGUGUUAGCAGUAGCAAUCACAACAACAGUAAAAAUAAUUUUAGGAGGAACAACAGAACUAACUAUACCAAUAAGAGCAAUAACGAUAGAAGCUAUAACAAUUACAGCAACAACAUCAGUAGUAUCGAAAGCAGUGGCAGCAGCAGCGGUAGUAGUAGGGGUAAAAUUAAUCAUGACGGUAACAUUAAUAACUAUGGCAACAACAGUGACACAAGUUUUAGUAAAAGAAUCAAUUCACGUAGGAGAAAACAUAGAAGCAUUAAUAGAGAUGAUGGGGACAUUAGUAAUGUUGCUGCUAGCACCAGUUAUAAACGUUUUACCAUUAAUAUUGGUAAGAGUAAUGUUAGCAAAAGAGUUGGCAAAAAAGUUAAAACUAAACGAGACCUUCAGUUUCAAGCCACGCAGGGCUACAAGGCAUCCAAUAAUUGUGAUAGCACUCCAUCAUUCCAUGGCCAAGACUUGGCGCUGAAAAAAAGUUUGUGUGAAUAUGAAGCAUUCAUACAAACCGUCAUGAAAUGUCGGAAUAUACCAGCUGUUUCAGUUGCUAUGGUGAAAAAUGGUGAGAUUUUAUUAUCCAAAGGAUUUGGAUUAGCAGACAGAGAGAAAGGCAUCCGGAAUGACAAGGAAAAAAAAUUCUUCAUUGGAUCUGUCACUAAAGGAUUCACAACAACACUACUUGCAAAGCUGUUAUCAGACACAACUAAUAUUACAUGGGAUACUCCAGUAAAAGAAUACAUCAAAGAUUUUGAGUUUACUGAUGAAGAAAGAACAGACCAUAUGACCCUAAAAGAUAUGCUGAGUCAUCGUACAGGAAUGCCAGGUUAUUUCCAACCAUUAUUAUAUGGAUUUCCCAAGAAUGUUACCCGAGCCCAGUUCAGUCGAAUGAUUCGCUAUCAGCCUGCAUUAGGAAUAUUUCGAAAUACUUUCAACUACAACAACUACAUGUAUGUUCUUGCAGCUCACAUUGCUGAAAGAAUCGCAAAUAAAACAUGGGAAGAAAUGAUCAAGGAUUACAUAUUUGUUCCACUUGGAAUGAAAAAUAGUGGAUUUUCUGAUCAAACAGAAUUUAACGAAACUUUUGCAAUGCCUUAUGUCACUGUUCAUGGAAAAUUGAAGAAAACUGGAAUGGAGGUUGUCAGGUCUAUAUACCCUGCUGGACCAGCAGGUUCUAUCUACACUACACCAACAGAUAUGAUCAAAUGGAUAAAAUUUCAUUUGGAACAAAAUUCUUCAGGGAAUUCACUUGACAUCCAUCCUGAACGUUUGAAAGAUACAUAUAAACCUAUCAGCCCAAAACCAGUUUUAGAAGAUGAUCUGACGAAACCUAAAUUUCCCAUUGAUGAUGUGUUUGUAUCAUACAACAUGGGCUGGAUAAGUUCUGUGUAUAGAGGUUACAACAGGCUUUGGCAUUCAGGUCUAAUUCCACCUUAUUCUGCAAUGCUCUAUCUCUUUCCUGAUAUAAAUGCAGGGAUUUUUGUUGCAAUAAAUGGACCACUUGGAAGUAAUCAUCGCUAUGGAUUAAAAUCAUUGGCUUGGACAGGUUCUGAUAUUCUUCUUGGUGAGAAACCUUGGUUAAACACAAGUACCUCUUGCUCGUACCCUAAACCUUGGUAUACAAUUGCUAAGACAUCUCAAGUACAACCUAAAAAAACUGUACAUCUUCAUCGACCAGCCAAAGACUUUUUGGGUUUGUUUUGUCAUAGAGGUUUUGGAAACAUUACAGUUUUUCUCAAUCAGACCAGCCAAAAGCUAAACAUGGAAUUUGGCAGAUAUGGUAAAUUAAGCCUGAGGCCUGUUGGCAAGAAUGAAUUCAUAGCACAAAAUUACGGACCUCUUUGGUUCUUAACUGAUUCUGAUGAUAAUAAUGAGACGAUGACUGUAAGAUUUUCAGAAAACAGUGAAAAUGAGAUUGAAUCAAUAUUGUUUCCUGUAGGUAAUGAUUUUGUGGUGCCAUUUGUAAAAGACAUGAAGGAGCUAGUUUAUGUAAGUGUCACUAUGAAGAUGGCAACAUGCUCAGCAGUGAAACAGAAGGAACCACAAGAACACUUGAUGUUUUUCACUGCUAUACUCUGCUGUACCACUUCACUUUUUCUCAGUGGUAUUCAACCAGGAAUAGCGAUAAGUUGAAUAGCCAGUUCACCCUUGUUAGAAUUUUCUAAUUUAAAAGAAGUCUGUAUAUAGAAAGUGAUGUAUGGAAUGAUGUAAAAUAUCUGUAUGGAUGGGUGGAUAUGUGUAGAGUAGACAGACAGAAAUAGAAGCAGUCAAAUAUACAGAAGGUGAGAAUAUACAGACAAUUUCCUAGUGAUACACACAGCUGACUGUAGAAAAUAGGUAGAUAUAGGAAGAGAGGGAUAUACUGAAAAUACUAAAAGAUAUAUAGGUAAGAUGCUAGAUAAACAAAAAUACAGUGAUGUGUGUGUGUGUGUGUGUGCGUGCAUAUGUGUGUGUGUGCAUACAUACACACACACAGAUAGAGAAAGAAAUCAAUUGAUCGGUGAAAAGUGAGAAAACUAGAGAGACAGAAAUACUUACCAAAAUGGAUAGAUGGAUGAGUAACUAAGUAGAUGGAUAUAAUCAACUAUACUCCUCUCUGAUGAAUUUAAAUAAGGCUGUGGUCAUGACCAAAAAAUUAUCAUUAUCAUCAUCAUCAUCAUCAUCAUCAUCAUUAUUAUUAUUAUUAUUAUUUGCUGGGCAAAAUGCUGGCAUUACAUCUGUCUAUAUGCUCUAAGUUCAAAUUCUGUCAUGGUCAACUUUGCCUUCCAUCCUUUCAGGAUUGGUAAAAUAAGUACCAGUUGAACACUGGGGCCAAUGUAAUCAACUUACCCGCAUCCUUGUAAUUGCUGGCUUUGUGCCAAAAUUUGGAAUCAUCAUCACCAUCCUCAUUAUUAUUAUUAUUAUUAUUAUUAUUAUUAUUAUUAUUAUUAUUAUUAUUAUUAUUAUUGCGGGUGAUGAAUUGGUAGAAUCAUUAUAUCAAUGGAAAAAAAAAUGUCUUGUCAUAGUUCUUCUUACUCUUUACAUUCUGAGUUCAAAUAUCACCAAUGUCAAUGUUAUCUUUCAUCUCUUUGAGAAUAACAAAAGAAAAUAUAAGCUAAAUCUAAUUACUGAUGCUGAUGGUAUCAACUAACCUCUUCCCCUCAAAAAUUGCUGGCCUUGUGCUUAAAUUAUUAUGAUUUAUUAUUAUUAUUAUUAUCAUUAUUAUUAUUAUUAUUAUUGUUAUUAUAUAGGCAGUAGAAAGAGUAGAGUGGUAUUUAGUUACAUUCUGUGUCUAAAUCCUGUUAGGAUCAACUUUGCCUUUCAUACUCUCAAGGGCUGACAAAAAAAGCAACAAUUAAGUAUGAUCUACCCCUACCUGCAAAAAUACGUUGUUUACAUUUUUAUUUCUAGUAUAUGUCACAAAGAAGCAGAACUAAUUAUUCUAAAUUUUUUUUUUAAUUAAGAAAAGAGUCAUCCCUCGAUUUUUUUCUUUUUUCCUUUUUGCUUUUGAAGUUCAAGUCAAGUGGAGUCAUGUGUAAAAAGAUGGUUUCUUUUUUUGUUUUGCACAAAAAUUAAAUGUUUAAAUGUUUGGGUCAACUAAAGAUUAUACUUUUUCAAAAUAUCAACCUCAUCUCUGGAGUUAAAAUAUUUUCCAAUAUUUACGUCAGCAUUAUAUUUUGAUCAGUUUGAUCUCCAUUUGUUAUAAAGAGUCUUUAUUACUGAAUGUGCACAUAGUGCCAGAGCAGAUUUAAAUGUGGAAUCUUUACUUCCAAACUAAAGUUAAUGGAAAAUAUCUAAAUAUUUGAGAUGGACAUUAGUGAGAGGAUAAAGAUUCUUUUCUAAUGUUUACAUAUAUACUAUAUUUGGAUUGGUUCGAUCACUGAUCAAUAUCAUAUCAAUAAAAUGUUAUCUAUCUAUCUAUCUAUCUA
Octopus bimaculoides (California two-spot octopus) is the source of this 5337-nucleotide messenger RNA. RefSeq lists its product as uncharacterized. The record is from RefSeq and is a predicted model, not a curated record. NCBI's taxonomy places the organism in Eukaryota, Metazoa, Mollusca, Cephalopoda, Octopoda, Octopodidae.